AUGUCCUCGACAAACGACCAGCCACAGUCACCGCCCUCGCCGUCGCAACUCGAAGCCCCCGCAUCCCCGACUGCAGCUCAACAGGCUCAAGCCCAGGCUCAGGCCACGGCUCAUGCCUACGCCAGCAAUGGCCUUCAGGUCCUCCAAGCAGCUUCCGACGCUGCUGCUGCCGCUGCUCUUCAAAAUGUCCAGCAACACCUGAGUUCUGCUGUCGCUGUUGCCGACGGCGAGCAGCAGGACCAGCAAGCCGUCGACCAGCAGCUGUCCAUGACCUCGGGUUCAGAUCACCAUCAACAGGUGCAGCAGCAACAGCAACAGCAGCAACCUCAGACGCCGUCUCAGACACACCCUCCCCAGCUUCAACAGACACCCCAGACCGUCACGACCACCGCUCCGGGGCCCUCUCCCUCCCCCAUCGCAGCCGAUGCCUCCCUCGGUACCGUCCCCCAAGGCGCUGUUCCGGGCUUCCCUGGUUUCGCCCCGAUGCCACCCUUGCCCGGCUCGAUGCCUGCCCUACCCCGCGAUCCCACGGUCAACCCGAAGUUGACGCGCCUACGACGAGCAUGUGACAUGUGCUCCCAGCGCAAGGUCAAGUGCGACGAGGCGGGCCCACCGUGUAGGCCAUGCCGGGAGUUGAACGUCGACUGCACUUUCAAUCGCGAGCUGAAGAGACGUGGGCCCCCAAACAAGCACGCCGAAGCCGCUCGAGCUGCUCGAAGGCAGCGUCUCGAGCCCGGCAACACCAUUCCUGCAUACGGCCCCGCGAACCCGACACCGUCUCCGCAUAAUGCUGCGCAAGCUCUGGUCUCGAUAGCAGAGGGACCCGCUCGUCUCGACGCCGAAGCCAUCGCCCCGAUGCCUAUACUCGAGCUGUUGGUCGACGACUUCUUCACCUACAUCCACCCCCUCGCGCCGUUUCCGCACGAACCGACAUUCCGGCACUCCUUUGCGAAUCGAGAAGACCGGACAAACCCAGAGUUCCUUGGCCUGCUGGCUUCCAUGAUUGGAGCUCUCGUGGCCUCAUUCCCUCGAAGCGCUAGACAGCACCUCAAGACCCAACACAGCACGCACCUGUUCCCUCGAGCAAUUGUCAUGAUUGAAAAGUGUCGCGACAUUGCGCUAGAUACCAGAGGCGCACGGUGGGCCGUGAAGCAGCCAAAGACGUUGGAUGAUGCGGCCACCAGCUACUUCCUGGGCUUGGCUGCGGGGUACACCUUCGAGGUCAACCGCUUCCGCUACUUCACUUCGGAGUGCCUGGCCCUGAUUCGAGAGCUGGGCUUCCACCGCCCAAAGCACCCCGGCGAGCUUCCUACGUUUGGCAACGACAAUUGCUCUCCCGACCCGCUGCCAUUUCACCACAUCAAGGAUCAAAUUGGAAAGCGCAUCUUCUGGUGUCUUUUGUUGGGUGUGAGGUCCUUCUCGCAGCUUGGAGCAUCUCAUGCCGACCUCGUCAUAGCUCCAUCAACGCCUGGCUUGCCGUACCCAGCUCUGCCCGAGAAUGUUGACGACCUGUACAUCAUGGCGAAUGAGAUUGUUUUCCCCUCAGAAGACACUGUCACCCUGCUCACGGGUUAUCGCUUCGCCAUUGAGAUCUACACGACCAUGAACGCCAUCGUGAGCGUGGAGCUUGUUUACGGAAUGAAUACGCUUCCAUGGUCUGAUCAGAGGCCGAUCCUGCGAGAUGCUCUGGUGGCUGCCAAGGAAAUCAUCGAUCGGCUGCCCACGGAGCUCCAGCUCAGCGCAUCGCACGACCAAUCUAGUGGCUUUGGUGCUCUCGAUGAUGCCGACCUUCAAUACGUGCCUCCCGCAUAUCCAAACAACCAGCCUCCAAAUGACGUCCGGAAUGUGAUUAAGAACCAGCCGCAGCGUCGUCGUCAGCUCCAGUAUGAGAUUCAGAAGGCUAACAUCUACAUUUCUCAACUGGCAACACGGUCAUUCUAUGUGGAGCUGUACUUCAACCUACGCGACGUACAUCUAGCUGAUCCAAACAAAGAGACGCAAAAUGGUGAAUCUGCUGAAGAGAAGGCUGCAAAAGAAGCAGAGGACUCCGCAGUCUUUGAGCUCAUGACAGCUGAGCGUGAGCUGAUUGUGCAGAACCUCCUUCACGUCCUUGGUUCAAUUUCACAGCGCAACCUCGAGCCCAAUGGCGGCUCUCUCAUCAACAAAAUCCGGCAGGUCGCCUCGACACUGCUGAACGAUGCACCCGAGAGGAAGGGGCCAGUUGCUAUGAAUUCUGAGGAGGCGCUUAUGCGAUUGAUCGAUGUCCUUCUAAAGCUGGAAGGGACAGGCCCCAGUGGCAGUAAUAUGGCUGGGGAGAACAUGACGCCGCAGGAUGAGGAAGAGGAAAUGCGGAAUUGGGCCCACCUCCGCGAUUACCAGCAGCGAUUUGCUGCUCACGGAGGGUUUGCCGGAAACCUUUGA
Molecule: messenger RNA, 2421 nt
Organism: Colletotrichum chrysophilum
Lineage: Eukaryota; Fungi; Ascomycota; Sordariomycetes; Glomerellales; Glomerellaceae
Exons: 2
Coding region: 1-2421 (806 amino acids)
Biological process (GO): regulation of DNA-templated transcription
Molecular function (GO): zinc ion binding; DNA-binding transcription factor activity, RNA polymerase II-specific
Source: RefSeq, a predicted model, not a curated record